Messenger RNA from Poecile atricapillus (Black-capped chickadee), 1185 nucleotides. RefSeq names its product Purkinje cell protein 2 (gene PCP2). The record is from RefSeq and is a predicted model, not a curated record. Lineage: Eukaryota; Metazoa; Chordata; Aves; Passeriformes; Paridae. Bases 778 to 1074 code for a protein of 98 amino acids. Gene Ontology annotation, molecular function: guanyl-nucleotide exchange factor activity; protein binding. The transcript is spliced from 4 exons.
CACCCCCCCGUGCCCCUCGCCCCGCUCCCCCGGGGCCGCCAGCUGGGCUGGGGGAAGGGCCCGAGUCCCCGAUGACGUCAGAGGGUGCGGUGACCCCCGGGGGACACCUGGACCGGGGGGGGACACCCCAGGACAGAGCCGGCCAUGGGGGCACCGGGGUGACCCCCCCCGUGUGACAUGUGCCGCCGGUGUCACCUGGCUCCCCCGGUGUCACCUGUGUCGCGCAGGUCGCGUCCGCUCCCCGCCGUGUCCCCCGUGCCACCCCGGUCCUCCCUCAUGUCCCCCGUGUCCCCAAGGGCCCCCCGUGUCCCCCCCCGUGUCCCCCCCGCAGCGGGAGCGCGCGGGGCGGAUUGAUGGGUGCAAUUAAUUAAGCGCCAUUUCGUUAAUUGCGCGCGGCUGCCAGGGGGGGAUUGGGGACACGCGGGGGCGGGGGCAGCCCCCCCUUGGGGACACGGGACACGCGCGGGGACCCCACGGCGACAACGGGGACCCCACGGAGACCCCACAGAACCCCCGGGGACCCCAGAGAAUCCCCGGGGACCCCAGAGAAUCCCCGGGGACCCCGGAGAAUCCAUGGAGACCCCCCAGACCCCAGAGCGGCUCAGCGCACACGGAGCACCCACGACCCCCCCGGCACCCACGGGUGCCCCCCCGAGCUCCCAUCGUCCCGGUGUCCCUCCCGUGUCCCCCCCGUGUCCCCCCCGUGUCCCUCCCGUGUCCCCCCCGUGUCCCCCCGGGCUAUAAGAGGGGGCGCGGGGGCCGCUCCCCCCACCCGCGAUGGCGGCCCCGGGGGGGACGGAGCCCGAGCGCGCCGCGGAGGGGUCCCCGGCCGAGCGGGGCUCCCCGGAACAGGAGGGGUUCUUCUCGCUGCUGAGCUCCGUGCAGGGAACCCGCAUGGACGAACAGCGCUGCUCCCUGGGCGGGGGCGCGGGAGAAGGGGGCGGGGGCCCGCCGCCCCCCGAGCUGGCCUCGCUGAUGGACAUGGUGGCGAGCACGCAGGGCCGCAGGAUGGACGAGCAGCGGCUGCCCGUGCCCCGACUGCCCGGCUUCGGCACCGGGGGGGCGCAGGACUGAGCCCCCGGAGCCGCCGAGCCCCCCUCGCCUUCCCCCGGAGCCACCUCAGCCCUGUCCCCUCCCCUGGCUGUGUCCCCAAUAAACCCCGAGCACUUGGGGCCUGUGACACCC